Molecule: messenger RNA, 2216 nt
Organism: Xyrauchen texanus (razorback sucker)
Lineage: Eukaryota; Metazoa; Chordata; Actinopteri; Cypriniformes; Catostomidae
Product: interferon-inducible GTPase 5-like
Exons: 5
Coding region: 383-1579 (398 amino acids)
Cellular component (GO): membrane
Molecular function (GO): GTP binding
Source: RefSeq, a predicted model, not a curated record
CAGAGUGUUGCUGCGGAUAUUUCCUCUUUUCAAGCCCUUCACAAGGUGAGCAAGAAGGCAGACGAGGGGCGAGGAUCUAAAUGCAGCGAGACUUUAUUAAAAUAAAAGGGCAACACAAAAAAACACGAACAAAGGAAACAUCCACAAUGGGAGAAAGUAAAACAAAAAACACUGAAGGCAUACAAAGGGAAAGAGCACGGAUAACAGGCGUCCACAUACAUCAAAGACCGACAGGGGAAUGGAGAAACAAACAGGGUUAAAUACACAAGGACACAAUGAAGACUAAACGAGACACAGGAAAAACACAUCACAUCUUCAUCUAGUAUCAUUACUUUGGUGUUGAGAGUAUAACUGAUUGUGACGCUUGCUCUGAAGUGUAAAGAUGUCUACAUCAGAAGAUGACUCUGUUAUAACUCAGGAGGAGCUGGAAGAACUUAAAGAAUUGAUAUCUACUCAGGAUCUGUCAUCAGCUGUUGACACCAUCAAACAUUUCCUUGACCAGCAAGAUCGUGUAGAACUUAAUAUUGCUGUGACGGGGGAAUCUGGUUCUGGAAAGUCCACAUUUAUCAAUGCUUUUAGGGGUUUGGGAGAUGACGAUGAGGAUGCAGCUGAAACUGGUGAAGUGGAGACCACUAAAGAACCCAAAGCUUACAAACACCCAAAAUAUAAAAAUUUGAAACUCUGGGAUCUUCCUGGAAUUGGAACACAAAACUUCAAACCUCACGAGUAUCUUAAACGUGUUCAGUUUGAGCGCUAUGAUUUUUUCAUCAUAAUCGCUUCAGGUCGUUUCAGAGAAUGUCACACUGACCUGGUCAAAGAGAUCAAGAGAAUGAAGAAGAAUUUCUAUUUUAUUCGUUCCAAGAUUGACUCCAGUAUUGAUGCUGCAAAGCGAAAAAAAAACUUUGAUGAGAAAAAGAUGCUGGACAACAUACGAGAGGACUGUGUUAACGGUCUGAGAGAGAUCGGUGUAGAGGAUCCUGUUGUGUUCUUGAUUUCUAGUUGGGAUCUCAACAACUAUGAUUUUAAUUCACUGCAUGAGAGGAUAAAGUCUGAUCUCCCACAACACAAGAGACAUGUGCUGAUGUUGACUUUACCAAAUAUCACAACAGAGAUUAUUGAGAGAAAGAAGAAAGAUCUAGAGAAAAACAUUUCAAGAGUAGCUUUAUUAUCUGCUGGCGCAGCUGCACUUCCUGUUCCUGGUCUUUCAGUUGCUGUAGAUAUAGGUCUCUUAGUAAAUGAGAUACAAACAUACAAGACUGCAUUUGGUCUGGAUAAAGAAUCUCUGAAGAGGAUCAGUGAAAGAUCUGGGAAGAGCAUUGAGUUUCUUACAAGUGUGAUGAAAUCAAUUGUGUGUGAAGGAAUAACCGCUAAUUCAAUUAUUCUUCUGCUGAAACAAAGCUCUCUUUAUGCAGCAGAAGAAGCUGUUGAGAGUGUUCUUAGUUUUAUACCCAUUAUAGGAUCUGUUUUGGCUGCAGGAUUGUCUUUUGUGGCAGUUUCAUACAUGCUGAAGAAAAUCCUGAAUGAAAUAGCUGAAGAUGCCAUGAAUGUGCUGCUGACAUCGAUGAAUAAUCCAGAGUAAUUAAAUCAGACAGAUUUUAGGCUCCAGUAGCUUCAUUUCUACCAGCGUUCAUCACUGUUCUAUUGUUCUGCACUAUUUGGGGGUACUUACAUUGUUUUUAUAACUUUUAAUAUAUUAUAAUUGUAAUAAAUUUAAAAUAAUUUAAAAUAAUCUCACAAUAAUAAAAUGGAGUGGUGGUGGUGUAGUGGGCUAAAGCACAUAACUGGUAAUCAGAAGGUUGCUGGUUUGAUCCCCACAGUCACCACCAUUGUGUCCUUGAGUAAGACACUUAACUCCAGGUUGCUCCGGGGGGAUCGUCCCUGUAAUAAGUGCACUGUAAGUCACUUUGGUUAAGAGCAUCUGCCACAUGCAUAAAUGUAAAUAAAAUUAGAGUAUAACUUGAAUAAGCACAAAUGUGAGGAAUUCUGACAUUUUUAAUUGUUAUUUUUAAACUUGUUAAACAGUUAUUGUGUAACUGCUUUUAUUUACAGAACUGUGUUGAUUUAUGUCUACAUGAUCAUAUACUCCAAUAAUUAUAGAGGAAUAAUUCAAGUUAUCCAGUGAAACUAGUUUAUAAAUGGGAUAGUUAUCUGUUCAUAUAAAUGUUGGGCUUGAUUAUCACGUUUCUUUAUUUGUCUUUCUAUUGUGUAUUUUAUUA